This is a messenger RNA of Oncorhynchus kisutch (coho salmon), 3262 nucleotides long. RefSeq names its product guanine nucleotide-binding protein G(I)/G(S)/G(T) subunit beta-1. The coding region runs from base 518 to 1540 and encodes 340 amino acids. NCBI's taxonomy places the organism in Eukaryota, Metazoa, Chordata, Actinopteri, Salmoniformes, Salmonidae. Gene Ontology annotation, biological process: signal transduction. Gene Ontology annotation, molecular function: protein binding. The transcript is spliced from 11 exons. The record is from RefSeq and is a predicted model, not a curated record.
GAGCGUUGCUGCAGAGCGUGGGGUUUCCCAUAGUUUAUUGCAGGGUUACCGCGCCCAUCUCGCGGUUUGAUUGCCGGGUGAAGUAGUGACUGAGUAGUACCGAGAAAGAGUUUAGGGCGGCCAAAGGGGAAGUGGCUUCUAAAUGAAAUAUACAUCGGGAACAGACAGUAGUGGAAAUUGAUUAUUGAGAUUGGCAAUAAGCCUACUUGCACUUUGCAGCAGGGAUCUGUGUCCCGUCAUCAGCAGGGAGUGGUGUGAUUUUUACCCCCCCCCCCCCCCCCGGUUGGUCCAGGUUGUUGAAAAAGCUUACUGGCCAGCCUGGUUACGUUUGGGAAGGGUUGCUCCUCUGAAAGCUAGCUAGUUUGUAAACUAGCUGUUCGUUGAUGCGUGGAUUGGAGGAAUAACUACACCGUUACCUUUUCCAGUCAAUGCUAAAUAAACAAGCCAACGCCAACUGAGAAAAAGAUUAACGACUGUCCCAGCAGCUGGAGCGAGACAGACCUACUAGCAGGGCAAAAUGAGUGAACUGGACCAGUUACGCCAGGAGGCUGAGCAGCUCAAAAACCAGAUCAGAGAUGCCAGGAAAGCAUGUGCAGAUGCCACGCUAUCACAGAUCACAGCCAAUAUUGAUCCUGUUGGCCGUAUUCAGAUGCGCACAAGAAGAACACUGAGGGGGCAUUUGGCUAAGAUCUAUGCCAUGCAUUGGGGCACUGAUUCCAGGCUCUUGGUCAGUGCUUCCCAAGAUGGCAAACUCAUAAUUUGGGACAGCUAUACCACUAACAAGGUCCAUGCCAUUCCUUUGCGUUCUUCCUGGGUCAUGACCUGCUCAUAUGCACCUUCAGGAAACUACGUGGCAUGUGGAGGCCUGGACAACAUCUGCUCUAUUUACAACCUGAAGACACGUGAGGGGAAUGUACGUGUGAGCCGGGAGCUCGCUGGACACACGGGUUAUCUGUCCUGCUGUCGCUUCGUUGAUGACAACCAGAUUAUUACAAGCUCUGGAGACACCACCUGUGCCCUUUGGGAUAUUGAGACUGGCCAGCAGACAACUACAUUUGCUGGUCACAGUGGUGAUGUCAUGAGCCUAUCAUUGGCCCCUGACACUAGGCUAUUUGUCUCAGGUGCUUGUGAUGCCUCGGCUAAACUCUGGGACGUCAGAGAGGGCAUGUGCAGACAGACCUUCACUGGGCAUGAGUCUGACAUCAAUGCCAUAUGUUUCUUCCCCAAUGGCAAUGCCUUUUGUACGGGCUCUGACGACGCCACCUGCAGACUCUUCGAUCUUCGUGCCGACCAGGAGCUGAUGUGCUACUCGCAUGACAACAUCAUUUGUGGCAUCACCUCUGUUGCUUUCUCCAAGAGUGGCCGUCUCCUCCUAGCUGGAUAUGACGACUUCAACUGCAACGUGUGGGACACACUGAAGGCUGACCGUGCUGGUGUGUUGGCUGGACAUGACAACCGUGUUAGCUGCUUGGGAGUCACCGACGAUGGCAUGGCAGUUGCAACAGGAUCCUGGGACAGUUUUCUCAAGAUCUGGAAUUGAAACCUGAAGAUGUCAUUUUGAACUCCAAAGUUGACUGGAAGACCAUUACAACAACUUGAGAAUGUUAAAUGUCAUAGCAUCUUCUUCAACACCGUUUUAAACUGACUUGGACACCACAAACUAAGGGAAACCAAUGCCUUUCCUACACAAGAAGAGCACAAUUGUUUGUCAACUAGUUAAAAAGAAGAGUUCCUGUGGUAUCAAAUCAAAAACUUGUGCAUUCCUUCUUGGACCCUUUUAUGUUACCUUGAAUGACAAAACACUAUCAUCCCAUGCAAAUGUAUGUCUUGAAAGCAAAUGUUUGAGCGUAAUUGUACAAAUUAUUUAACUUUCUUUUUUUUAAAGAAUUCUAUUCUCUGAUGGUUUGUUUUAUUCAGUUGCUUUCGUUUGUCAGGUUCUUUUCAAAUAAAGCUUGUCAUAUUAAUCCAAUUUAAUCAUGUAAGAAAGCUGAGACAAAAUAAAACAUGCAGAAAGCAUGAAAGCAAAAUAUUGACCAGAUUACAGGAGCUGCGUUCAGAAAACGUCAAUGAUGUAUUUAUUUGCCAGCUAAUUUUGUUUCAUCACGGCUUUUUUUUGUACAAAAAUAAAAUGUGCUUGAACUAAUACUGUAACUAAGCACAUGCUAUAAAUUGUGAUGAAUGCUAAUUCCAAUACAGAAGUAGUUCAUGAGUAACUUAAUUUCAGUUAACCCCUUAACUCUGUCUUAAUUGGGUGGAGUAGGGAAUAGGGGUUUAGGGUGGGUUUUGUGAUUGUUGGGGCUGGAUUUAGUUUAAUGGAUGGGGAUUUUUGUAAGUGUCCACUUAGUGAAAGACCAUCUGACUAACAGACACCUUUCCUGUGCUUGAAACAGUUGCUAUUCUGUGAAUGAAAUGUACAAAUCAAUGUCUGAAAAUAAUUCUCUGAAAUUUUGUUUUGUCUGCCAUGGGUUAAUUUAAGCAUGCAUGCUGUAGAAUUGCUUUCCACGAUGCAAAGAUCCAAGUCAUCUGUCUUGUUCAUAAGUUGUAACCGGUUAACUAUUUUAUUUUGGCUAAACACUGCAUAUGUACUUACACUGGCAAAGCUAUGCACCAGAGUAAUUGAAAGUGAAGAAUGGAUUUCCUAUUGACUGCAGACUCCAUGUGAAAUAUCAUACCAGUUCUAAUGAUGCCAUUUUUUUUUUAUAAUUCAUAGUGCACCUUUUUUGAUUAACCUCCUUUAAAUGUUCACACCCAAUGGAACAAAAACAUGUUCUCUGAUUUAUGCCCUUACUAAUUUUGUAAUUUCUUUUCUUGGUCUUAAGUCAUAGCAUCUGAAUGGCAGAAGAAAACAAUUCUCCACUGUACAGAAGCACUUUCUUUAAUAGUUGACAUUUUUCACUUUUUCUGUGAUGUACAAUACAUGUGAUCUAUUUGUGUGUGUGGCCACAAGUAAAAAUGAAUUGCAAUUCUAUUGAGAUGGGUUUCCUUUUCUCCUUCCAUUGAUAAGAUGGAGCUCUGCACCCUUUUCACAUUUUUUUGUAUUUUAUUUUCAAUAUUUUGUCCUGCGUUUACACAGGCAGCCCAAUUAUUGACACGUGCUGAUCUGAUUGGUCAAAAGUCCAAAUAGUGAAAAAAAAGAACAAUUGGUCUGCCUGUUUAAACAGCCUUGGUGUUCCACAAUGAGCUGGAUCAAGAUACUGUACUAAAAUGUACUGUUAUUGAAAAUGUAAUAAAAAGCCGUUUGAGAUGUCUUGUUCUUAACCUA